Molecule: messenger RNA, 1981 nt
Organism: Melozone crissalis (California towhee)
Lineage: Eukaryota; Metazoa; Chordata; Aves; Passeriformes; Passerellidae
Gene: SLC26A11
Product: solute carrier family 26 member 11
Exons: 17
Coding region: 1-1974 (657 amino acids)
Biological process (GO): transmembrane transport
Cellular component (GO): membrane
Molecular function (GO): sulfate transmembrane transporter activity
Source: RefSeq, a predicted model, not a curated record
AUGGUACCGGCACCGAUCCGGGGCGGGCGGAGCUGCGGGCUGUGCGGGGCUGGCCCCGGCGGCUCCGCGGUGCCCCGCUCCGUCCCCGGUACCGACCGGCGGGGAUCCCGCUCCGUCCCCGGUACCGACCCGCGGGGAUCCCGCUCCGACCCGCAGGGUCCCGCUCCGCCCCGGUACCGGCCCGCAGCCCCGGGGGUCCGAGCCAUGCCGGGGUCCCGGUGCCCGCUGCCGGCGCUGCCGGUGCUGCGCUGGCUCCCGCGGUACUCCCGGGCCUGGCUGCCGCUGGACGUGCUGGCCGGGCUGGCCGUGGGCCUGACCGCCGUGCCCCAGGCGCUGGCCUACGCCGAGCUGGCCGGGCUGCCGCUGCAGUACGGCCUCUACUCCUCCUUCAUGGGCUGCUUCGUGUACUGCCUGCUGGGCACGGCCAAGGACGUGACGCUGGGUCCCACGGCCAUCAUGUCCCUGCUGGUGUCCUCGUACGCCUUCCAGCAGCCCGCCUACGCCGUGCUGCUCGCCUUCCUCUCGGGCUGCGUUCAGCUGGCCAUGGGGCUGCUGCGCCUCGGAUUCCUUCUGGAUUUCAUUUCCUGCCCGGUCAUUAAGGGGUUUACAUCAGCUGCUUCCAUCACCAUCAGCUUCAACCAGGUCAAGAACAUCCUGGGCCUGCAGGGCAUCCCGAGGCAGUUCUUCCUGCAGCUCUACGAGACGCUGAGGAGGAUCGGGGAGACCAGGGCCGGGGACGCGCUGCUGGGGCUGAGCUGCCUGGCAGCGCUGGCAGGGCUGCGGGCCAUGAAGAGCCGCCUGCCCCAGGCCGUCCCCACGGCGCCGCCGGCCGUCAGGAUCAGCCACCUGAUUGUGUGGAUCUGUGCCACAGCACGCAAUGCCCUCGUGGUCCUGUUUGCUGGCCUGGUGGCUUACUCCUUCCAGGUGAUGGGCUGCCAGCCCUUCAGGCUCACGGGCAGCAUCCCCCAGGGGCUGCCACCCUUCCGGCCACCACCCUUCUCCCUGGCAGUGCCCAACGGCACCGUCCCCUUCCCCAGCAUGCUGCAGGACAUGGGCGUCGGGCUGGCCGUGGUGCCACUCAUGGGGCUGCUGGAGAGCGUGGCCAUUGCCAAGGCUUUUGCCUCGCAGAAUGGCUACAGGAUUGACCCCAGCCAGGAGCUGCUGGCUCUGGGUGUUGCCAACGUCCUGGGCUCCUUUGUCUCCUCGUACCCCAUCACGGGCAGCUUUGGCCGGACAGCAGUGAAUGCUCAGUCAGGGGUCUGCACCCCCGCAGGAGGGCUCGUCACAGGUGCCCUGGUCCUGCUGUCCCUGGCAUACCUGACCUCUCUGUUCUAUUACAUCCCCAAGGCAGCGCUGGCUGCUGUCAUCAUCUCGGCCGUGGUGCCCAUGUUCGACGCUGGCAUCUUCCGGAGGCUCUGGCGGGUUCAGAGGCUGGACCUUGUGCCCCUGUGUGUGACGUUCCUGCUGUGUUUCUGGGAGGUGCAGUAUGGAAUCGUGGCUGGGGUGCUGGUUUCUGGCCUUCUCCUGCUCCACUCCAUUGCCAGGCCCCCGAUAAAGGUGUCAGAGGGGGCCGUGCUGCUGGUGCAGCCGGGGAGCAGCCUGCACUUCCCAGCCGUGGAGCACCUGAGGAGCUCGGUGUGCAGCCGUGCUCUGGCAGCAGCGUCCCCAGCUCGCCCUGUGCUGCUGGACUGCAGCCACGUCAGCAGCAUCGAUUACACGGCAGUGCUGGGGCUGGCAGAGCUGCUGCAGGAGCUGCACGGGCACGGCCUGCCGCUGGCCUUCUGCGCCCUGCAGGAGCCCGUUCUCCAAGUCCUCCUGUCUGCAGACUUAGAAGGAUUCCAGCAUUUCCCCAGCCGGGAGGAGGCAGGGGAGGCGCUGGCUGCUCUGCCAGGAUGGGAGCGCUGCAGGGAGCUGGGGGGCAGCGGGGCAGAGCCCCCCGCCAGCCCUGCCCAGAGCACCGGGCUCAUCCAGUGACAUCGGU